Molecule: messenger RNA, 981 nt
Organism: Candidula unifasciata
Lineage: Eukaryota; Metazoa; Mollusca; Gastropoda; Stylommatophora; Geomitridae
Source: the annotation of a GenBank genome assembly
AUGGCUUUCAGGGAACAAGACGGUUCAUUGCAUAACUCCAUUGCCACUGUCCGAUGUGGCAUCCAGGAUAUUCUUCAGUCUGGAAACUACUAUGUUACGGAAGAGAUUGCCAGAGAAAUGUCGGUCAUCAAUCAUGUCCUUGAGCACCUGUCACUGGACAACACAUUUUUGGCAACAUCAAAGGAGUGGCAGCAAAAUCCUGGAAACUACACCCCUAGCCAAACGUACCAGCAUCUCUCAGGUGCAUUAGCCGCAGUAAACCAAGUUGCAGCAACACUAGACACCAUGAAGCAACACUUCUGUAAUGAGAACAUUGCUGGCAAGCAGGAGAAUCAACUUCGGGAGAUCCACCAGUGGGCCAUCUCAUCUCUCAAGAAUUCUCAAAAGACGCUGGAGCCAUAUGCUUAUGAUUCUGCGGACCGGAUCAAACAAUUUGGCGAUACUUUGGGAGUGACCGACAGGUACACCAGCUAUCGACAAAAUCUAACUCGUGGAACUAGAGACCCAUUUAGGAUGCAGACUUCAUGGAUGGACAAAGCUGGGGAGCUUGGUCUAAUGAACAAACUGACGAGAUCACAUGCUACCUCUGGAAGCCCAACCCUUGAGAAGCAUUUUGAGAACAGAACAGUUCAGUUUGUUGGAGAACCUUCCACAGAGUUUAGUGAGUUUGGCGGUGUGCCUCCAGCCAACAUCGGAGUUCUGAAGAAACAAAUCAGAUAUGGCAUGACUAACCCACCCAUGCGGGUUACCCGAGUGGAUUGUGCAGCAGAACAAAGCACUCAUACCUGUCAGCAGGUAGUAAGCAGCGAGCAAGCAGAAUCCGUUCCUAAGUUAGCAGAAGUCAUCGCCAAUGAAAUAUGUCUUACAUUUCUUUUGGGUUUUCUGUCUUCUCGUGGUCUUAAAACUCAACGGUUUCACGUAAAUAUUUCACGUAAAUAUAUAUCACCUGUUACUUCCGUUGACUGUGACCUUUCACCUUAG